AUGAUCAUCGAACGAUUCCAGGAAUUAAUCAUCAAUGAAUUAUCAGUGUUGGAACGAAAUCUUCUAGAUAAAAUUCCCAAUAUUUCGUGCCAUCCGCCAGCGUUGUUUAAAAAACGUGCUCCAAAACUUGAUUCACUUCUUGCUACUGGCGUUUCACAAGAAUUGAUGAGUGUCAUCAAAGAAUUCGAUGAUGGUUUGCACUCUUUACUGAAUUUUAUCAACGAAUAUGAAAAGAUUGGUAAGGAGCAAACAGUAAGUCAGCUACGUCAGCAGUUCUCUGUUGCCGUCUUGGAAAUGUUGAAGAGGUUGUGUGCCGUUGUGGAAGAAUUUAGUACUUCGGAUGAUGGUUCAACUGGUUCACAUUCUGAUCAUGCAUUGUGUAUGGCAAGAGUAUACAUUGCUUUGAUCCAUUUUUGUAACUCGUCUAUUUCUCUUUCCAUGUCAAAAAAGAUGGAUCGUAUACUAGAAUGUGCGAGAAUGUUAUGUGAAAGUGCUGAAAAAUCAUUUUGUGCUUAUCUGGAUGUGAUCAUUGAAGAUUGUGCUGAAGAGAAAGAAGUGAAAAAACUGGCAGAAGUUUACACUGAUCCAUUCAUUUUCAUAUCAUAUUUGCAGGAAUUUGAAAAAUUGGAAUUACCAGAAAUUGGCAUAAUAGAAGUACCUGUACAAAUUAAUCGAAUUUUAUACUCUUUUUUGUACAGUUUAUGUCAGAAGAUCUCCAACGAUUCCGUUGGUUAUUUAUGUACGCGGAAUAUUCGAUCACAUAUUUCACGGCACCUUGAACAGUUACUUCUUUCGGUGUAUUCUGUCAUUGCUCAUUCUAGUGUUGAGCUAUCAUCUCGAAUCGUUCUGCAAUAUCUUUUCGAUAUUCGCUUCUUAAAUAUUAUCUUACCAAGCGGUGGUAUGCGUUCGCUAAUUCCUCUUUUAGAAGCAAAAUUGGAUCCGUUUGAUUUGAGUCUUAUCUCUAGCCCGCUUGGGAAAAAUGCUCGAGUGGUUGCUCAACGUCAUUCGGUUUGUAUCGUUUUUUCAUUCUUGUUCAUUAUUCCCACAAGUGUUGUUUUGAUCUUUAAAUUGAGAUUGCAUGAAAAUUAG
Messenger RNA from Loa loa (African eye worm), 1089 nucleotides. RefSeq lists its product as hypothetical. Gene Ontology annotation, cellular component: COG complex; Golgi apparatus. The transcript is spliced from 7 exons. Lineage: Eukaryota; Metazoa; Nematoda; Chromadorea; Rhabditida; Onchocercidae. Bases 1 to 1089 code for a protein of 362 amino acids. The record is from RefSeq and is a predicted model, not a curated record. Gene Ontology annotation, biological process: intra-Golgi vesicle-mediated transport.